AUGUAUGGUUGUUUGGUAAAGGUUGUUGGUGUUUGUAUAUAUGUCCAGGUUCUUAAAUCAAAAGCUAUAUUGCAUUUCCUUGGUAGAAACAUUGUUGAUGCACAGAAUUCUCGUCCCAUCGAAGAUUUAUUCAGGAUAAAUAUGUCUGAGAAGAAACGGUGCAAGAGAGUACUUGAACAGGCUUUCAAGGGGGGCUGCAAAGCUCCUCAUGCUAUGAUAUCUUCUUGUGGAACAAUCCCAGGAAAUCCGUAUCCCAAAGGAAAACCUAGUCGCAUAAAUGGAAUUUUCCCAGGAACCCCCUUGAAAAAAGAUGGUGAAGAAUGUACUAAUGAAGGCAAAGGAAUAGCUGCACGGAUUCUUGGACCAUCCAAACCGCCUCCUUCAACGUACAAUCCACAUAAGCCUGUUCCUUACCCAAUACCUCCAUGCCGGCCACACGCAACCAUUGCACCAAGUGCUUAUAACAAUGCAGGUCUCGUACCAUUAGCCAACGUCAUAGCUCCGGGUGUACCCCCUCCACCUCCAUAUACUCCUAAUCCAGUAGGAACAGAAAAUGAAGACCUUUCCAAUCAGUCAAAACCUACACAGAAUCAAAUAGCAUUUUCUACCCCAGCAAGUCAGCUCUUCUCUCCUCAUGGUUCCAAUCCUUCAACACCUGCUGUGACGCCCGUCCCUACCGCAUCCCCGGUCAAGGCAGUAAACCAUCCAUCAGCAUCAGUAACUGCUACCGUAUCCGGGCUGAACAUGGCGAAUACUGUCCUGCCGGUGUUCCCAGGGCAGGUCUCCUCGGCCAUUCAUACGCCUCAGCCAUCAACGCCGAAUCCAACGGUUAUCAGAACCCCUUCCUUGCCUGCCGCACCUGUUACUUCUGCCCACAGUACAUCAUCAGCUCCUGUCCCGUCGGUUUUUUCUGGCCUGGUUCCCCUGCCAGGUCCUUCCGCUCCUCCUGUCCCAGCCCCUCAGGCGACAUCCACACCUCGGGCCGCUCCUGCUUCCAAUGAAACAUUUGCUUCGACUUCCGCCGCUUUCACUGGCCUCCCCUUUUCUGCCACUUCUACUGCUGCUUCUGCCAACAAUGUCAAUUCUGCUUCACUGUCGUCAGUGUUUGCAGGUCUGCCCUUGCCCCUAACGCCGUCAUCCCAAGGUGUGACCAACCUGGCGCCCUCUGUCAUUGCCGGGGGCUCUGCUCCCAGUGUGGCCUGCCCACUCGGUGUAAAUAAUCCUCUUCUGUCUGCUUUAAAAGGCUUUCUGACAUCAAAUGAUACCAGCUUAAUCAGCUCAUCUGCUCUGUCCUCUGCUGUUACAAGCGGGCUGGCUUCACUGUCUUCUCUUACUAAUCAGAGCUCUGAUUCGCUGGCCUCGGGCUCUAACAAGUGCUAUGCCCCGCCGGCCAUGCCCGGCCCGCCGAGGGCCUCCACCCCCGGGCUGGCCAUGUUCCCGAGCCUGCCCGCCUCCGUGGCGAACUCCGCUUCCACGCCGUCGACUUUGCCCACGCCUUCUCCGCUGGUGACGCCUACGUCGUGUGCUGCUGCAGGGCCGGUCAGCUGUGGCUCUUCCGCGGUCUUCCUGCAGGGCCCCCACGCGACUAACUCGGAGCUGCACAUUGCGCCCGCGCCCGCUGUCACCACCGGCCCUGUGCUAAUCAAAACUGAGCCCACGAGCCCCACCCCCUCCGCUUUCAAAGGCCCCGCUCCUUCCGCGAAUCCCUCUCCUGGCGCUUUAGGUCUGUCAGGGACGUUGGGCCGCACGUACACGUCAGCUUCGGUGCCCAUCACUUUGUCGACUUGCCUUAAUCCUGCACUGUCCGGCCUCUCCAGCCUGACGACUCCCCUGAAUGUGUCCAACCCCCUUUCCUCCAUCGCCCUGCCGCCGCACGCUUCCUCCGCCCCCAUCACUCCGGUGUUCACUGCUCUGCCUCCUUUUACUUCUUUGACCAAUAAUUUCCCUUUAAGCGGCAACCCGCCUCUUAACCCAUCAGCGGCUCUGCCAGGGUCGUUAAUAGCAGCCACCUCGUCUGCCGCGGUCACGUCCGCACCCGUCCCUCCUCCGAGUUCCACCGCGGCCGUGCUCUCGGGGCUCUCGGCCUCGGCACCGGUCUCUGGCUCGGCGGCGCCUUUCCCCCUCAACCUGUCCACCGCCGUCCCUUCCCUCUUCUCCGUCACGCAGGGACCCCUGCCCUCUUCAAACCCCUCCUACCCCGGCUUUUCCGUCUCCAACACGCCCAGCGUCGCCCCCGCCCUGCCCUCGUUCCCGGGGCUGCAGCCGCCGGCCACGGUGGCGGCGGUCCCAGCGCUGCCCGUCGCAGCCACGACCCCAUCGCCAGCUCCCGUCCUCCCGGGAUUCGCUUCCGCCUUCAGCUCCAAUUUCAACUCUGCUCUCGUUGCACAAGCCGGCUUAUCAUCUGGCCUUCAAGCUGCAGGCAGUUCUGUUUUUCCAGGCCUUCUGUCCCUCCCGGGUAUCCCAGGGUUCUCCCAGAACCCUUCACAGUCCUCCUUGCAAGAAUUACAGCAUAAUGCCGCUGCGCAGUCGGCCUUGUUACAGCAGGUCCACUCAGCUUCAGCUUUGGAAAGCUAUUCAGCUCAGCCAGAUGGGUUUCCUAGUUACCCUUCAACACCAGGAACGCCAUUUUCGUUGCAACCAGGCUUGUCCCAAAGUGGGUGGCAGUGAAUAGAUUUUAAUUUGUAUUCUCCUUUGGAGCAACAUCAAAAAUGCCUAAGGACUGCAGUGAACAAUCUGACUAAUGUGAAGUUGGCUAAAAGUCAGAAAAUGAGAAUGAGGAUAAUCCUGGGGAAAUUAGGAUAAGAGUUUAAAACAAGGUGAUUGUAUUUUUAAUGGUUUUAAGUAUGAACACUCUCCCAUGUAAAUAAGCUGAUAAUGAAUUGUAUGGAGAAUAGUAUUAAAAAGGUGUUUGGGGACUUUUCACCUCCCACCCUAUGAAAUUUUGAGUCGUGUAUGUGAUCUCUGUAGGAAGAAUACUAAAGAGGAGGUUGAACUCUUUAUAGCCGAAUACAGCCUUAAAUCUGCUUGUAUAGCAUCCACUGACAGAAGUAAUAGUUAUGCCUCAGACUUCUGGGUUGCAUUUGGCCCUGGGGGCAUGACUGCCCUUGGUGUGCACGAGUGGUUCCUAUUAGCAUCCUUGGAACUCAGUACUCCGUAUGUAUCCACAGAAGGGAGCCUGAGACCCACAGUUAUUUCUAAUUUCUGACAUUUAUGCUCAUACAUAUACUGCUGAAUUUAACUUAAUAUAGUUCAGGUAAGUGAAAAUGGUGCUUAAUAUAGUCUUUAGGAUGACUUUCAGGUGUUUUCGACUAAAAAUAUAUCCAAAACAACUUUCUUACAGAAAUGCAAGUAAGGCUUGUGAUAAUUUGCCUUCAAAACUCAUUUCUUAAUUUCAGCAGUAUCCAAAUGAGUGAGGAACAUUUGACUGACUCUUGGGCCACCUCUAUUACUCAUUGUACUCUGGAAGCUCUUGGUGAAUGUUUACAAUCAUGGGAUGUAGUGUUUCUAUUUGUACUUAAAGUCCAACGCUUAUCUGAAAGAAUGACAUGACAACAAAUAGAGAAGACUUGCUCCGUUAGUAACCAUGCAGUGUGUACUCUAUCUAAGGAUCUGUGGUAGUAUAUAACAUGAUUGAAUGUCAUUAAUUAAGUCUAAGAACUGCCACAUUCGGGGGGACAGGGAGAAUGAUUUUCAAUCCUGUGAUUAAAAGUGUAAACUAUAGAAUCUACUGUAGUACAUUUCAGCAUCUAGAAGUUUUACUUUUAUAAAGAUGGUGUCUGGAAGAUGUUGCUAAUGUAUUUUCCUUCAACACGGGGAACAAACUUUUUAAGUAUAUUAAUAAAUAUUCCUGUACGGUUAGUUUUUAACAAUUUUUUAAAAUAAACUUUAUGGAUACAACAAAUGUGUUUUA
Messenger RNA from Leptonychotes weddellii (Weddell seal), 3910 nucleotides. The record is from RefSeq and is a predicted model, not a curated record. Lineage: Eukaryota; Metazoa; Chordata; Mammalia; Carnivora; Phocidae.